GUGAGUCGAGUGUUGGAAGUUGCCUCCAGGCACUCGGAUCAAGGACGUUUCCAGGAGGCACGUGAGUUAUUGCGCGACAAGCAGAGGAAGAUCUGCAGUGCCCCGCAGACGCCUGUGUUCAAGGCGCUGAACGUCCAACUUGCAGACGCUGAAGAUCGCAUGUCGGAUCAGGGUAGCUGGCGCAUUGGCUCAGCGUCAGUCAAGGAGGCAGCUUCUAUGCACAAGAUGCAACGUACGACGAACACCAUGGCAUCCCCCUCCUCAUUUUGCCCCGGUGUUCUCACCACCAAGUCGUUGUACGUCAGCGGCGCGCAGAGUGCUUCCAUCGCAAAGUCUAUGGUGCCAGAGAUUUUACGCGAUCAAGCUCCUUCGCUACCUCCUCCUGGUCCUGCUACUCUGCGUGUGCCCCCGACUCCUAUGGCAAACGCCAGUGCCUCUGCCAGUGCCUCGUCUUCGAACGCACGGGGUGGAGAUGGCCAAGAUGGCAAGCAGGCAGAAUGA
Molecule: messenger RNA, 501 nt
Organism: Symbiodinium pilosum
Lineage: Eukaryota; Dinophyceae; Suessiales; Symbiodiniaceae
Source: the annotation of a GenBank genome assembly